Chiloscyllium plagiosum (whitespotted bambooshark) is the source of this 882-nucleotide messenger RNA. Lineage: Eukaryota; Metazoa; Chordata; Chondrichthyes; Orectolobiformes; Hemiscylliidae. The record is from RefSeq and is a predicted model, not a curated record.
GGGAGAGGCGGCUCUUCGGAGAGCACCGUCUGUGGGAAAGAAGAGUCUGUCCUCGGUGUCGCUGCUCCUGCGGAUCCUCAGCCAUGUCAUUCUCAGCAGACGAGUUGGCGGAUUUCAAGGAGGCAUUCCUCCUGUUUGACAGGACUGGCAAUUCCAAGAUUACACUCAGCCAGGUUGCAGAUGUCAUGCGUGCUCUCGGCCAGAAUCCAACCAACGCUGAAGUAAAAAAGAUCCUGAACAACCCCAGCACCGAGGAGAUGAACAGUAAAUCCAUUGACUUUGACCAGUUCCUGCCCAUGCUCCAGGCAAUGGCAAACCACAAGGACCAGGGCUCCUAUGAAGACUUUGUUGAGGGUCUGCGUGUCUUUGAUAAAGAGGGCAAUGGCACUGUGAUGGGGGCUGAACUUCGCCACGUGCUGGCCACACUGGGUGAGAGGCUGACAGAGGAGCAGGUAGAACAACUAAUGGCAGGUCAAGAAGAUGCCAACGGCUGCAUUAACUAUGAGGCUUUUGUCAAACACAUCAUGUCCAUUUAAAAUGGAUCCCCAUGAAUUGGUGCCUGUGGUUCUAAAUGGCUGAACAUCUGACAGGGCCAGGACAUUACAUUGUGGAACUUGUGCCUUUCUGACCAAUGCGAGUAAUCUCCUUUUGUUUGGACUGUGCAAGAAUCACUUUUUUUUUACUUGGAUCCAAUGGACUGUAUUUCAAACAACAAAAUGAGGAAGAACAGAAAUAACAUUGAAAUUUGCAGUGACAAACCUGAUGGAUAGAACUACUCAGUUUGUCCAUGAUGUUUGACACAGUUGGAAAGUGCACGUGGCUGUCAACAUCCAAUAAAGUCUCAGUGGCCACUCUGUGGCUGUAUAUCCAGAUUAUACCCCA